AUGAUCUUACUUGAACCCCACAACGUCAUUAUCCAGACAACUCUUUCGGAAAAGCUCAUAAAGCCAUCGUCACUCGACGUACAAUUCGUGGAUUAUGAUGGCGUGCGGUUCCAUCUCACAACACCAGAACGCAAGACUAGCCUUCUUCUCUCCAUGCACAUUCGUUGCUGGGACGAAUUGGUCAGAUAUGGCGCGAUGGAUGUGUUGAAACGGGAGUAUGGAGCUCUCUUGGCGGCUCAAGCAGAACCGGAGUAUAACGUCAGUUUGGAGAUCGAUUUAGAACAAGUACCUGCAGAUCCUGGCGCUCGCGACGACUUUGUGAUGUCCAUUGCGCUGUUCAAGCGCAAUGCAUUGGCCGCACCCUUUGAACUCGCAUUCAAGACCCAGAAAGAGUUGGAAGCCUCAGGAGCAGGUCGCGGAGAAUUGAUGCAGAUCCACUAUCGAGACGAAGAGGCCAUAUACGUUCAAGCUGCGCAUGAUCGCGUCACGGUCAUCUUUUCAACUGUUUUCCAAGAGGAAACCGAUAGAAUCUUUGGGAGAGUAUUCCUCCAGGAAUUUGUCGAUGCACGCCGCUCGCCUUCAAUAAACGCACCUCAAGUGCUGUAUUCAAAUCGCGAUCCACCACUCGAGAUCCGUGACGUUCCUGGUUUGCGAAAUACUGAAGAUAUCGGCUAUGUGACGUUCGUUGUCUCCCCGCGUCAUUUCACCAAUCCCGAGAGGGCUUCUGCAACAAUCUCUCACAUUCAACUCUUCCGAGAUUAUCUGCACUAUCACAUCAAAUGCUCCAAAGCGUACAUGCACUCCAGGAUGCGCCAUCGUGUGACGGAAUUCCAGAAGAUUUUGAACAGAGCCAAAACUGAGGUAGCAACCGUCGAAAGGAAGACGGCCAGUGGGAGAACUAUGACGUCUAGGUGA
Molecule: messenger RNA, 915 nt
Organism: Laccaria bicolor S238N-H82
Lineage: Eukaryota; Fungi; Basidiomycota; Agaricomycetes; Agaricales; Hydnangiaceae
Product: actin-related protein ARPC2
Exons: 6
Coding region: 1-915 (304 amino acids)
Biological process (GO): actin filament polymerization; Arp2/3 complex-mediated actin nucleation
Cellular component (GO): actin cytoskeleton; Arp2/3 protein complex
Molecular function (GO): structural constituent of cytoskeleton; actin filament binding
Source: RefSeq, a predicted model, not a curated record